CAAGCCCCUGCGCAGGCGCAGAAGCAGCGCGGGAGCCUCCUCUCAGGCACUGCCGCGGACAUCCCCGAGGGCCUCGGCCACAGGGGCCGGAAGUGACGCAUGCCCCGCCUUUCCGCGUCCCUCGCGGCGGGCUUCGGGACUGAGCGGCGCAGUCCGCUCCGAGGGUUUUGAGGCAACGGCUGCUUUGCGGGCCCCGCCGCCGCCGACCCCACUCCUCGUUGGAGAGAAGAUGGUGGGCCGGAACAGCGCCAUCGCCGCCGGCGUGUGCGGGGCCCUUUUCAUCGGGUACUGCAUUUACUUUGACCGCAAGAGACGGAGUGACCCCAACUUCAAGAACAGGCUGCGGGAACGUGGAGUAAUGGAAAUAGUGCUGUUUUGGAUUCAGACACUGAGUUUUCCUGGCCAAGGAAGAAAGAAACAGAAGCUUGCCAAGGAGAGAGCUGGACUUUCCAAGUUACCUGACCUUAAAGAUGCUGAAGCCGUUCAGAAAUUCUUCCUCGAAGAAAUACAGCUUGGUGAAGAGUUACUAGCUCAAGGUGAAUAUGAGAAGGGUGUGGACCAUCUGACAAACGCAAUUGCUGUGUGUGGACAGCCACAGCAGCUACUACAAGUGUUGCAGCAGACUCUUCCGCCACCGGUGUUCCAGAUGCUUCUGACUAAGCUCCCAACAAUUAGUCAGAGAAUUGUAAGUGCUCAGAGCUUGGCUGAAGAUGAUGUGGAAUGAGAAAUAAAUGUCAACAUAAUAAUCUCAAUUAAAAAAUAUUUUUAAAAUCUUAACUUGGAAGAUGAUCAGCUCUGGGGGCGUAAGGGCAAAUAAGCUUGUUAUGGACUGUCCUACACUGAAAUCUACCAAAGUUAAUUUUUACUUUGUGUAGAUCCAUUUGUCUGUUUUAUUUAUUUUUCUCAGUGAAAAGUGUAUUUUGAUAGGUUUUCAUUUUAUAAAUACACUCAGUUACCGAAAUAUGGAUUUUGUUUAUUCCUAAAAUGUGCAAUUAGAAUGUACAUAUAUAAUAUCACAUUACUUACAUUAAAAAUACCCAAUGCUCAGUUUUGAAAGAUAGGCCAAAAAAAAGUAUAGAAGAAAACUGAAGAAUGCACUUUUUUCUUUUAAGCUAGUGCAGUUCGCUGUACAUCAGAUGAUUGGAUGGAAACUUGAUUGUGUAUUAAAACUGAGCAUUAAAAUCUUUAAGAGAUUCUUUCCAUUUAAUCUCUUAAUAUGUCUAAUGUGCUGCUGUGCUAUAAUAACUUCACUCCCACUGUUGAUUAAAUCAGUGGGCCUAAUGUGUUCUGGAUAUUUAUCUCCUUGUAUUUUAGAUAUGUGUAGUUGCAAAUAGCACCAGGAAUUAGAUCUGUGUACACCCUUAAUCUAGCUGAGUAAGCUUCGCCAGUUAAUGUCUGCCCGCAUUUAUAAAAUGAGGGAAUUGGUCUGCUGAUUCAGCUUCUAAUUCCUUUGGUUCUGUUUAGCAUUUUCAAAUCCCUUUUUCUGAGGGAUAUAUCUGUUUGGGCAACUAGCCCUUGCAUUUUUUUAAUAUUCUGAAUUUUGCAUGCUUGCCUGACUUAGUAUUUCUGAAUUGAUUUUUUUUUUUUAAGGUAUAACUUGUGUUGAUUUUCACUGAAAUCAUGGUUCUGUCACUACUUUUGUAAAUUAAUCUGAAAUUUAACCUUCAAGGUAACUGGGACAAUAUGCUUGUAAAAGUGUGUGUUCCCCUUUGCUUUUAUUGUCAGUGUACCUCCUGAAUCCCCUUCCAGCCUGAUUCACUUAUCUUGCUAUGGGAAUAAGGUAUAACUUUGUGGCUGAAGACUUGCAAAGAAUGAAGAUAAUGGGACCUUUUAUUCUCAAAAUAGUGACAUUAUCUGCAGCCACAGAUUCAGUAUCAGACCUGAGAAUAAAGAUCCUUGGUACUUAGCGGUGUCUGUUGAGCA
This is a messenger RNA of Balaenoptera acutorostrata (minke whale), 1923 nucleotides long. It is a transcript of the gene TOMM20, whose product is annotated as translocase of outer mitochondrial membrane 20. Gene Ontology annotation, molecular function: transmembrane protein transporter activity. The record is from RefSeq and is a predicted model, not a curated record. Lineage: Eukaryota; Metazoa; Chordata; Mammalia; Artiodactyla; Balaenopteridae. The transcript has 6 exons. Gene Ontology annotation, cellular component: mitochondrial outer membrane translocase complex; mitochondrial outer membrane. Gene Ontology annotation, biological process: protein targeting; protein import into mitochondrial matrix; tRNA import into mitochondrion. The coding region runs from base 230 to 724 and encodes 164 amino acids.